UUUUAAAGAUACAAACAAGCAUACAUUGAAGCUCUUAAUUUUUGUUGUGGAAGGUUGUAAUAAUCCAAUAAUGAAAGAGGGAACGCAAGAGGAAAAGCAAAAGGACACGCAGGAGGAACAGCAAAAGGGGCCUCACAGAGUACCAGAAGAAGAUGCCUUUGUCAAGGAGGGCAACAAGGUCAAAAUUUAUCCGAGAGGCUUUAAGAUCACAUGGGGCAACGAUGAUCGCUAUUGGAAGAAACUCGACGGGAGAAUAGAUUGUGCGGCAGAACUGAAGCAAGUUUCAUGGCUAGAAGUAGCAUGCUCAACUAAGGAGGUGAAGUCUGGGAAGACAUAUAAAGUGGGUUUCGAAGUGUCAUUGAAACCAGAUGCGUUUGGAUGGAAGGAUGUCGAUGUUUAUGUGAUGGCCAAGGUUGGGAAGUCAGGGAAAUACAUUUAUAAGAAAUUCCAACUUGACAAGCCACUCCAACGUGAAAAUAUAUGCAUCCCUGAUGAUUUAAAAGAACCCUUAAAAAUCAAUGCUACGCCUCCACCAUCCGACAUGUCGAAAUCCCCAGAAAUCCAUUUUGGUUUGUAUGAAGUAUGGAAUAAGAAGUGGAAGGGAGGGUUGACCAUUAAUCACGCCUUCAUUGAGGAGACCGAACCAGCUGAUCCCAAAAAUGAGGAGUCCUCCUCUUAACCCCCCCGCCCUAUCAAACAAAUGAGGUUUCAUUGGAGGGUUCCUUAGGGUUAAGCUCGAUCGUAUACUUGGUUUACUAUACUCUUUAUUAUACACGAAUAUCUCGUAUAGCAUAUCUAGUCUUUCUUUAGUACUCUUUAUUACAAGUAAAUAUCUGGUAUGAUUGAGGAUAUUUAGCGGCUAGGUAGCAUAUCUAGUCUUUCUUUA
Molecule: messenger RNA, 886 nt
Organism: Cucurbita pepo subsp. pepo (vegetable marrow)
Lineage: Eukaryota; Viridiplantae; Streptophyta; Magnoliopsida; Cucurbitales; Cucurbitaceae
Product: protein PHLOEM PROTEIN 2-LIKE A9-like
Source: RefSeq, a predicted model, not a curated record